Messenger RNA from Linepithema humile (Argentine ant), 1759 nucleotides. It is a transcript of the gene aspr, whose product is annotated as asperous. The record is from RefSeq and is a predicted model, not a curated record. NCBI's taxonomy places the organism in Eukaryota, Metazoa, Arthropoda, Insecta, Hymenoptera, Formicidae.
UCAGGGUCUUGGCGUGGGCGAAUUCGAAGUGGGGCUGUGAAGGUUGCGAAAGGUGGGGCCAGAUCGUCCUUGCGCCUUCAUCAUCUCCGCGAUCGCGGGUAAUACGUUAGUUCUCUUCGCGCCAUUGUCGAACACGAGGUCGCACACAGAGAUUUCAUCAAAUUUAUCAACAGAUAAAUAAAAAGUAGUGGCAAAAAUGCAUCACUCGCGAAUCGCAGUCUUGGUCCUGCCUCUACUCGUCGCAGCGAUCAACGGCAGUCGAUAUAUUCAAUCGCGAGUAAUCACGUCUGGCAGUUGCGACAGCUACACAUGUGGAACCAACGCGAGAUGUACGAUAAGCGAAGGACGGCCGGUGUGCUCCUGUCUAAACUUGCACAUGGGAGAUCCGCUUGCGCAAUGCGUGCGAGUCGAAUGCCUAAUUAACGACGAUUGCGCGUACAAUAGAGUAUGCACGAAUAACAGGUGUGUCGAUCCCUGCGUGGGUCUAUGCGGCAUAAACGCAAAUUGUCUGACCAGGAGUCACAUAGGUACCUGCGAGUGUUUGCCAGGACACGUUGGCGAUCCGUUCUCGGGUUGCCAUGUCGCCGAUCCUCAAGCUGCCUGCAAGCCGAGUCCGUGCGGCGAGAACACUCAGUGCGAAGUGAUCAACGAGGUGCCGGUCUGCACUUGUGUGCCGGGUUAUCGAGGCUCGCCUUUGGCAGGGUGUCGUCACGAGUGCGAGAGCGACAGCGAGUGUCCGCAGCACCUCGCAUGCUCGUCGUCGUACAAAUGCGAGAAUCCCUGCAAAUGCGGACACAAUGCAGAGUGCCAAGUUGUCAAUCAUCGAGCGAGCUGCACUUGCCCGAAGACGUGGCUGGGAAAUCCGUACGUCUCGUGCCAACCGGAGUGCACCGCCCACUCGGAUUGCCCGGCGGGCAAACCCGCCUGCCUGUAUCAGAAAUGCGUGAAUCCGUGCGACGGCGUUUGCGGAGUGAACGCCGAUUGCAACCUACGCGGCAUCACUCCCGUGUGUAGCUGCCCGAAGCACAUGACCGGUAAUCCCUUCGUUAGCUGCAGGCCCUUCGAGCCGCGCGAUCUCUGCGAGCCGAACCCCUGCGGCGCGCAAGCAAUUUGCACGCCGGGCCACGACAACGCCGGAAGGGAGAGGCCAGUGUGCACUUGUCCCACCGGCUAUAUCGGCAGCGCAUUAACGAGCUGUCAGCGCGGCGAGUGCUUCACCGACAGCGAUUGCCCGGACAAUCGGGCGUGCAUCGAUUUUACAUGCAGGAACCCGUGCACCGGCCGUGAGUGCGGCCCGAACGCUACGUGUACACCCCGACGUCACAUCGCAGUUUGCACAUGCCCGGAGGGAACUCGCGGUGACGCCCUGUACACCUGUAAUCCAAUCGAAAGUAAAUCGGUGUACAAUUACGGCCGCGCCUACCGUUACCGCUACUAGUCACAAUGGAACGAAACCGAUUCCGCUUUUAAAAUACUCGACAAUUUCACUUCACGUAAUUUACUCUAAUUCAUAUUCGUGUGUAUUUUUGAAACACGGGGGGAAAGAAGACCGCCUAUCUUUUACGUGAAUCGUAACACAAAUGAUCGCGUAACCGAGUAAUCGUACUUUUGUCAUAUUUUGUAACGCUACACUGAUAUGAUCGAUUCGUGUGUUCACCAUAGAUCUCACACAAAGUGUUCUAUAUUUUUUAUAAGCUGCGGCUAAUCGCAGAUCUAGUUUAGACACAAAAUAAUAAAGAUCAAUGCGUAACAACUUAAA